Messenger RNA from Daphnia pulex (common water flea), 3849 nucleotides. Its product is annotated as importin subunit beta-like. NCBI's taxonomy places the organism in Eukaryota, Metazoa, Arthropoda, Branchiopoda, Diplostraca, Daphniidae. The record is from RefSeq and is a predicted model, not a curated record. Gene Ontology annotation, biological process: protein import into nucleus. Gene Ontology annotation, cellular component: nucleus; cytoplasm. The transcript has 15 exons. Gene Ontology annotation, molecular function: nuclear import signal receptor activity; small GTPase binding. The coding region runs from base 1405 to 3849 and encodes 814 amino acids.
GAGGGGUACCCCCAGGCCCCAGCCGUCAGAGCGCCCCUAGCGGCCUGACAGUGCAAUACCCGUGCAAUAGCACAAAAUUCCAUUCGAGCACCGUCAGGCCUCAGACAGAAUAUUCAUCUAUUGAAUUAAUUUUUUGACACCGGCCAAAAUAGUUUUUGAUCGACCAAUCGACCAUCGCCAACGAAAAUCGUGGCACAAUUGAACAAAGCAAACGAUCCAGCUGUGACAGUCAAGCCGGCAGUCAUUCAACGGAUCGUAAUGGAAAAUCCCCCAUAUCCUCAAGGGUAACCGACAGGAAUAUAUUUCAAUUGCCUUGGAAAUACUGUGUGAUAGAAAAUUGCCGUUGAUUCCUGAGUUCGUGGAUGCAGUUAUAAAACAAACACCAGUUUCUUCGGCGUCUGUGAAUCACCUUGUGAGUCUCUAUGAACGAUGUCAAUCCGUCGAUUCUUAUUAUAAGAUGUCACUAUUCUCAUUUUACAAAGUCACGGCAGUUCUCGUUGAUCAUUGGGAACCACCCUUGAAUAAAGGGGAAUUUAUUUGCAGUGUAGUCGAGUUAGUAUUUUCAAACUACCCGGAAUCCUAUGACAUCCUCUCUCCAACUGCCCGGCCGUCAUAUGAGGUGCUGUGCUUCUUAUUUGGCAAAGCAUGUGAUCAAUUAAGACUUGAACGAUUGUGUCGUUUAUUUUAUGGGAUUGAGCCACCUGUCAUUGCACUACUAGGACCAGAGAAACGUCAUGAAAUACUCAAUAGGUUAAGGAACUUUGGUUUGGUGCACUGGUACGACAGAUACGCGGGGAUUCGCCGCCCUGUGGAGGGCGAGAUUCGUGCGAUGCCUAAUUCGUUUCGACCAACGUAAAGAAAUAACUACUAGGUCCACUAUAAAUUAAAGAACUCGUUUUGAUGACUUUUGUAUGUCUUAGGCAAUCGCAGCCAAAUAAAUUUGAAAUUGAAAUCCACCGUGACUCUUUUAUUUCUUUUCAACAAAGACAUCGCUAGAGUCAUUUAGUGUAGGUAACACCAACUUGGGUGCAUGAUUUCGUUUGUCCACGGUCAAGGUCAUGGGCUCAUGGCAGGUGAUACCAGCAGAUUGGAUUCAAAAAUCGAAAUGUGCGGGCAAAUCAGGGAUCAGCCGAAGGCGACGAGCCGACGACAUAAAUAAGAAAUAAUUGACAGUCGUAUUUAUUAUUAUUUAGCUUGUGGCCUUUGUGGAUUCGUUCUGUUGUGGCUCAGAUGUGAGAUUAUAGUCAGAGUAGUGUGUCAUUAGAUUUUAGUGUCAUUUCAGAUUCUAGUCAGAGAAGUGUGUCGUUAUAUUUUACAUUUCCAAACUACUCGUGCCGUACAGUUAAACAUACUCAUCGGAUACUCAUCGUCAUCGGAAGCCAUAUUAAGGCUAUAAUUGCAAUCAUGCUGAAAUCAUUGAAAUGUGUAGUUCAGUGUUUAGAACACUCUGUUUCUCCAGACAAGAAUGUAUUAGCUGAAGCCCAACUGAAGUUGGAAAAGUGUGCGAAGAAAAAUAUGGGUCAAUUUAUUACCAAUUUGUCCAUUGUAAUUGAAGAUCAAAAAAGUUUACCUGAAGUUCGUCAAGCGGCUUCCCUACAGCUGAAAACUUGUUUAACUGUUAAAGAUGCGAAACUGAAUGAACAGUAUCAUGAAGGGUGGACCAAUCUCCCAAAAGAAACUCGCAAUGCCGUGCGUGAUCGUUUGAUUUCGACCUUGGGAACCGAAAACACUCAGAAUCCAAGUUGUGCCGCACAAUGUUUGGCUUACAUCAUGGCAGCUGGAUUCUUUCCGGAGACGCAGGCUUCGUCUGGGAUGGCUUCGCUGGAGUGUUUCCUUUCUGAAGUUUCAGACAUGGUAAGGCAGCCAGCUAAGGAACAUCGUAUAGAGGCGGCCUUCGAAUCCAUCGCCUUUAUCUGUCAAGAAAUUAGCGAGCAAAAUUUGGUCUAUUUUAACCGGUCAAUCCUCGAUCCCAUACUAUUUUGUAUGACGGGCACGAACAGAACGAUGACACGGUCACGGAGCAUAUUAAGUAUAACUGGAAGAAUUCGUCUGGCAGCUGCUCGCGCUCUACUAAGUUCUCUUAAAUGCAUUGACAAAACAUUUGACACUGAGGAAGCUCGAAAGGCGAUCAUGAAAGUUGUCUGCGACGCUGCGCAAUCGUCUGUUGUUGAAGAAUCUGUGAUUGCUUUAGAAAUAUUGGUAAAGAUUAGCUCGCGUUACUAUCACCACAUCAAGAUUGAAAUGGAAUCAAACAUCGUUCCAAUUACAUUGAAGGCAAUGGCAUCGCCUGUCUCGGAUAUUGCCUUACAAGGAUUGGAAUUUUGGCGUUUUGUUGCGGAGAAAGAGUAUAGAAAUUUGAAAUCAGGUGACUCCAUUUUCGCAGAUAUGGUGCCAUCGUCCCGAUAUGAAAACAACGUCUUACACAAGAUACUUCCUUCAUUUCUUACGCAACUUAUUAACGGACUAGUCGUACACUUGGAAGAUGAUGACCAUCGAGUGGCCGCAGCAGCGUGCAAAACUCUUUCAUCACUAGCCAUAGUUAUUUACGAACUAACAUCCAAAGAGAAAGAAGGUCGUCCUCGACUAGUUACGACAUCUUGGCCAUCAAGCAACUACGAGAAGACCGUUAACAAACUUUUGCAAUGCUGCGGAAAUUUUCAAGAACAUCAGAAAUGUGCUGCUCAAGAAGCGCUAGGAAACGUGCUAAGUAGUUCCCCUGUUGACUGUUACUUAAUUGUCAGAAGUACUAUCCAGAAAUUGAUGGGAAAGCUUCGUGAUGGGGAUACGGCUGAAGCGGAGGAAUUCCCGUUUUCUAUGCUUUUUAGAGCCAUUAAGAAUAACAUCUAUAACGGCUUGCAGAAGUACAAAAAAUUCAUUCCAGAUCUGAUGUCACUUUUACAAUCGGGGGAUCCUUCAGGGGUGGUAAAGCUUAAAGUAGACGUUUUUGAGGCCAUUUCAAUUAUCAUCUUAGAUAAUUGUUUAAAUGAUAGUGAACUAAAAGUUCACAUUCCGGCGCUGAUAAAUUAUUUCAAUUUGGCGGUGGAAUCACGUGACCCUUGCCCUGUGGAAGUGAGAGUGAUAGGUAGUCUAUUCAACCUUCGAGUGAGAGAGUCUCUACAAUACUUGGAUGGCUGUUGCCUGACAUUUUUUGCCAUCCUAGCACGGAAUGAAAUUAACACAAAAUUACGGUCAAACUGCCUUGCUACUUUAGAAACAAUGGCUUGCUCUGUAGGCCAGCAGAAUUUUUUGCCGUAUAUUGCUCGUACGUUAAAUCAACUUGAGCACGCUUCAAGUAUUACCGUAAAAAAUGAUCCCGAACAUGAGGAGCUUCAAAAAAUCAUGUUGAAACUCUACCGUCUUCUUUUUAAUUUCACCUAUGAAGAGUCAAGAACGUCUAGCGAAAAUAUAAACCAAGAGAUGAUUUCUCAAAGUCUUUCCCUGAUGGAGGAAUGCCUCGCUGGUUUUUCAGAUUUAAUGGUGGCCAUCGUCGACGAAGAUACCUCUGCUGAUGAUAUCAUAAUCGAAAGUGCCGAACUCGUUGGCAAGAUAUUCUGCAAACUGGGCACUGACAAAGCUAUGGAACACCUGAAAUUCAACUUGAAUCUCAAGUGGCUCUUAAGUUCUGCCAUCCCACCUAGUAGACAUUAUCUAGCAAGAGGAGCAUACGUACCACCAAUCUGCAGAUCCGAAGAAGUGGUGGAAGGAGUAGUGGCAGAAAACACCAGCCAGGCGGGAGCAUCCAAGAGAAUUAGGCCAACAAUCAACCCGUUGUCAUCAGGCAAGACAAAACCAACUAGCAGCAAGGCCAGUGACCAGCAGCAGAAAGAGUUGGAGAAAGCUGAGGAAUAA